This is a messenger RNA of Oenanthe melanoleuca, 1102 nucleotides long. RefSeq names its product GSG1 like 2 (gene GSG1L2). The record is from RefSeq and is a predicted model, not a curated record. NCBI's taxonomy places the organism in Eukaryota, Metazoa, Chordata, Aves, Passeriformes, Muscicapidae. The transcript is spliced from 5 exons. Gene Ontology annotation, cellular component: plasma membrane. The coding region runs from base 53 to 973 and encodes 306 amino acids.
UGGAGAAUGGGAUGGUGGAUGCAGGCAGGUGUUUCACCAGGCAGAUAGAUGCAUGAUUUGCAAGAGGGAGUUUCUGGAACAAUCCCUGGAGCAGCUCUGGAAGAUGCCAGCCUCAAUCCCAGAGGCAGACGGGCGGCACAGAGCCUCAGCAGCAUUUUCCCUGAGCUUCCUCUCUCUAGUCUUCUCCAUCACAGCAUUCAGCAGCAGCUACUGGUGUGAAGGGACCAGGAAAGUUGCCAAACCUUUCUGCAAAGGGGACAGCAAAGGGGACCUGUGCAUCCGCUUCAACAGCAACGGCAGCCAGGCUGUGCAGUACAUCUGGGAGACGGGCGACGACAAGUUCGUGGAGAAAAGGUUCCAUGCUGGCAUCUGGUACUCCUGUGAGGAAAUGAUAAAUGAGGAUGGUGAGAAAUGUAGAAGCUUUAUCAGUCUGACUCCAGCUUCUGAUCGAGGGGUUUUGUGGCUGUCUAUUGUAGCAGAGCUUCUCUACGUCCUUCUGCUCCUGACUGGGAACAUUCUGAUGUCAGUAGAAAUGUGCUACUACAGCUCUGUCAUUGAUGGGCUGAAGAUCAAUGCCUUCUCUGCAGUGGUCACCGUGUUAGCAGGUCUUCUGGGCAUGGUUGCUCACAUGAUGUACACAACUGUAUUUCAAAUGACUGUAAAUCUUGGUCCUGAAGACUGGAGACCUCACACUUGGGAUUAUGGCUGGUCCUACGGCCUUGCAUGGACUUCCUUUGCUUGCUGUAUGGCUGCAGCUGUCACCACUAUUAACAAAUACACAAAAACUAUCCUGGAAUUCAAGCACAAAAGAAAAAAGCUGGAAAGGAGCUUUAGGAUUCAAUACAAGUUUCCUGAGCACAGAGCUCCAGAGAAAGUUUGCAAUGUGUAUGUGAACUCUUUCCAAAACACCACAGAUGACCCCACACAUCCAUUGAGAAGUCUGCGCCACCUGGCCACUAUUUCAGUCCUGUAAAGCUGAACCAGACCUCAGAGCAUUCUGUAAAUUAUAAUACUAGAUCCAAACAAAACAGUGUUCAUGAAUAAAAUGUAUCAAUGUGUAGUAUUAUUUAUUUUUCUUAAUAAAGAAAUUAUAUUUCUGUGG